AAAGAUAAAUGGUGGAAGAUUCGGAGGAAUUGGCUUCACAUUGUGGGUAUCUCUGGGUUCCUCAGGUUUAAAUCUGAGGUUGAUUAUCUUGUUUUUUUGGUAAUUGUGAAGAAGAAGAAGAAGAGGUGGAGGCAAUGAGCGCUUCAAGGUUCAUAAAGUGUGUCACCGUUGGUGAUGGAGCUGUUGGUAAAACCUGUUUGCUGAUUUCUUAUACCAGCAACACUUUUCCCACGGAUUAUGUACCCACUGUUUUCGAUAACUUUAGUGCAAAUGUGGUUGUUAAUGGAGCCACCGUGAAUCUUGGAUUGUGGGAUACUGCAGGGCAAGAGGACUAUAACAGAUUAAGACCUUUGAGUUACCGCGGUGCCGAUGUUUUCAUUCUUGCCUUCUCUCUCAUUAGUAAGGCUAGUUAUGAGAAUGUUUCCAAGAAGUGGAUCCCAGAGUUGAAGCACUAUGCUCCUGGUGUCCCAAUUGUCCUCGUUGGAACCAAACUUGAUCUUCGGGAUGACAAACAGUUCUUCAUCGACCAUCCUGGUGCUGUCCCUAUUACCACUGCUCAGGGAGAGGAGCUUAAGAAGCUAAUUGGAGCGCCUGCUUACAUCGAGUGCAGUUCAAAAUCACAAGAGAACGUGAAGGGCGUGUUUGAUGCAGCGAUCAGAGUGGUCCUUCAACCUCCAAAGCAGAAGAAAAAGAAGAACAAAGCACAAAAGGCCUGCUCCAUUUUGUAAUAGCUCUCAUGGAAGUCGAGAAGCUCUCUGAGAUGUCGAUGACAGGGUGGUUUAAAAAAGUAUUGGAUUUUCAUUUUUCUUGUUGUUUUCCGUAUUCAUUGUGAUCUCUUAGUAUCUUAAAAAACGAAUUGUGGGGUU
Messenger RNA from Arabidopsis arenosa, 866 nucleotides. The record is from the annotation of a GenBank genome assembly. Lineage: Eukaryota; Viridiplantae; Streptophyta; Magnoliopsida; Brassicales; Brassicaceae.